Molecule: messenger RNA, 2847 nt
Organism: Penicillium salamii
Lineage: Eukaryota; Fungi; Ascomycota; Eurotiomycetes; Eurotiales; Aspergillaceae
Source: the annotation of a GenBank genome assembly
AUGUGGGGAAGGUCGAUUGCCAGAGCUGGCCGAGUUGGCCGAGUAGCUUGUCCUGUCCGUCCUGUCCGCCCUGCCCCUCUUCGCACUAUAUACUUGGUCUCGCGCUCUCGACCUCGUUCACUUCCUCUAAGGACUCUUCCUGCUUUGAAAGCUCUCACUCCUGUCAGACAUUGUUCCGCUGAAGUCCGCAUGAUGGCUUCCCAAGAAAGAGAGACACUGCCGGAGGUGGCCAAGCCUAUCAACUACCACGUCUCUCUCUUCGACCUACAGCUCGGUGGCUCGUGGGGAUAUAAGGGUGCCUUGAAGAUCGAUCUUAAAGUCACCAGUGCUACAAAGGAGAUUGUGCUCAACUCCAAGGAAAUCGACGUGCAAAAUGCCGAAGUCCUAGGCAAGGAUGGAAGUCAAUUGGCCAAAGCAACCGGAAUCACCUAUGAUAAGACGUCGGAGCGAGUGGCCCUGGUGUUCUCACAGGAAAUUGCGCCAGCAGACGUUGUUCUAUCCAUCAACUUCACCGGUACCAUGAACAAUGCUAUGUGCGGUUUCUAUCGAUCAAAAUAUAAGCCUACUGGGGAGGUAUCGGCCGACACCCCCAAGGAAGAUGACUUCCACUAUAUGCUGAGCACUCAAUUCGAGUCCUGUGAUGCCCGGAGGGCCUUCCCUUGUUUUGAUGAGCCGAAUCUGAAGUCCACCUUUGAUUUUGAAAUUGAGGUCCCCAAGGGACAGACGGCCCUUAGCAACAUGCCGGUGCUUUCGGAAAGAGAGGGUAGCACGCCGGGUCUGAAGUUUGUGACUUUCGAAAAGACCCCGGUGAUGAGCACCUAUCUCCUGGCAUGGGCGGUUGGUGACUUCGAAUACGUCGAGGCAAUGACCGAACGCAAAUAUAAGGGCAAGAGCAUUCCUGUUCGUGUCUAUACUACUCGUGGCCUUCAAAACCAGGCUCGCUUUGCGCUUGAAUGCGCUCACCGCACCGUUGAUUACUUCUCGGAAGUGUUCGAGAUCGAGUAUCCGCUUCCUAAGGCUGAUUUGCUCGCCGUUCACGAAUUUGCCAUGGGUGCCAUGGAAAACUGGGGUCUUGUUACCUACCGGACCACUGCCGUGCUCUUCGAUGAGGGCAAGUCGGACAACCGCUAUAAGAACCGCAUUGCCUAUGUGGUGGCCCACGAACUGGCUCACCAAUGGUUUGGUAACCUCGUCACUAUGGACUGGUGGAAUGAGUUGUGGCUCAACGAGGGAUUCGCAACCUGGGUCGGUUGGCUUGCCGUCGACCAUUUCUAUCCAGAAUGGAAUGUCUGGUCUCAGUUUGUCGUACGCAAUUCCCGAGGUGUGCAACAAGCAUUCCAUCUCGACUCGCUGCGCGCUUCCCACCCUAUCGAGGUCCCCGUGAAGAAUGCCCUCGAGGUUGAUCAAAUUUUCGACCAUAUCAGCUACCUGAAGGGAAGUUCCGUUAUUCGUAUGCUCAGCGUUCACCUUGGCAGAGAGACAUUCCUGCGGGGAGUUGCGGACUAUCUCAAAUCGCACGCCUAUGGGAAUGCCACUACUAAUGAUCUGUGGUCUGCCUUGAGUAAAGCUUCCGGCCAGGACGUUCACUCUUUCAUGGACCCUUGGAUUCGCAAGAUCGGCUUCCCGGUUGUCACUGUGGCGGAAGAGCCUGGCCAGAUCACCGUCAAGCAAAAUCGCUUCCUGUCCACCGGUGAUGCGAAGCCCGAGGAAGAUGAGACGAAAUGGUGGAUCCCUCUUGGGAUCAAAUCUGGUCCUCAACUAGCCACCUUUGAUACCCGUGCUCUCACUCUCAAGUCCGACACCGUCCCAGGAGUUGGCGAGGACUCUUUCUACAAGAUCAACAAAGACCUUUCCGGCUUCUACCGGACCAACUAUCCUCCCCCGCAUUUGGCUAAGCUGGGCCAAUCUCUGGAUCUUCUCAGCACCGAGGACAAGAUCGGCCUCUUGGGAGAUGCGUCUGCCCUCGCCGUUUCCGGUGAAGGCACCACGCCUGCCCUCUUGACUCUUUUGGAGGGAUUCAAGAACGAGCAAAAUUACCUUGUUUGGUCCCAGGUUUCCGCUUCUCUGGCAAACCUUCGAUCGGUCUUCUCGCAGAACGAGAAAGUAGCUGAGGGCCUGAAGCAAUUCACUCUCCGAUUGGCUACCCCUGCGGCGGAACGCAUUGGAUGGGAGUUCCAGCCUGGUGAAGACUAUCUAGUUGUGCAGCUGCGCAAGCUUCUGAUUUCCAUGGCCUGUAAUGCAGGCCACGAAGGAUUUGUCACGGAAGCCAAGCGUCGCUUCGAUCUCUGGGCCACCGGUAAGGAUGUGAAUGCCGUCCACACUAACUUGCGAUCGGUGAUCUUCGGCAUCAAUGUGUCGGAAGGCAGCCGUGAAGCGUUCGAGACUGUGAAGGCCGAGUACCUUCGCACGGACUCUGUGGAUGGCAAGGAAAUCUGCCUGUCUGCCCUUGGACGCACCAAGGACGCCGCACUGGUGAAGGAAUAUCUGAACUUUGUGUUCUCUGACAAGGUGGCUGUUCAGGAUCUCCACAGCGGUGCUGUGUCCUUGGCCAGCAACUCCAAGGUCCGUCAUCUGCUUUGGGAGUACAUCAAGGAGAACUGGGAUGCCGUUUCCACCCGCUUGUCAUUUAACAACGUUGUUUUCGAGCGCUUUGUCCGCAUGGGUCUGUCCAAGUUUGCCGACCACCAGAUCAGUGAGGACAUUGCGGCCUUCUUCCAGGACAAAAACACUGUGGCUUACGACCGCGCCCUCGUGAUUGUCGCCGAUAACAUUCGGACCAAUGCAUCCUACAAAGAGCGUGAUGCGGCGUUGGUUCUCGAGUGGCUGCAGGCUCAUGGCUAUGUUUAA